Harpegnathos saltator (Jerdon's jumping ant) is the source of this 1842-nucleotide messenger RNA. RefSeq names its product phosphatidylinositol glycan anchor biosynthesis class Q (gene PIG-Q). The coding region runs from base 214 to 1803 and encodes 529 amino acids. The transcript has 5 exons. The record is from RefSeq and is a predicted model, not a curated record. Gene Ontology annotation, biological process: GPI anchor biosynthetic process. Gene Ontology annotation, cellular component: endoplasmic reticulum; membrane. Lineage: Eukaryota; Metazoa; Arthropoda; Insecta; Hymenoptera; Formicidae.
UAUGUUUAAUUAUCUUAUAUAUUCAUAUCGAUGAUGAUAGUUGAUUCGAAGAAGCGGCAAUGAUAUGUGUCAGAUAUGUUAGAUACAUUCGGAAAAAGUUCCAUUUAUAAUGUGAAAUAAAAUCUCAUAAAAGAAGUGAUGUAUAAAGUGUCAUGAUGUCGCGUAAUAUUAAUAAAAAUUAAAGUCACACAUGAUUAUGCUUUUGGUUUGAAAAUGACGAACAAUUUGUUAGUUUUUAUCCCACAAGGACUACACAUGGAACCAUCUGGUUAUGUCUUUGGCAGAGUGAUUCAUGACACACAAAAUAAUACAAAAAGAAUUUACAUUAUCGGAUUGCGGAAAGUAGGUUCUUUGGAGUCAAUUAAAUGCGCAUUAGACACCAUCGGAUGUUACACUAACCCGAGUAAUGUGAGCAAAGAAUCUUUAGAUCGAAAACAUUCUGAUUGGAUACACAUUACAGUAAAAUGCUUCAGGAAUGAAAUAAGAACUGAAUAUUGUUUGACAAACAUUAUUCUCAACAAUGUUAACAUUGAUCCAUUGACAAUACGCACAAUAAUCGUGUUAUAUGACCAGCGAGCGUUACGGGAAACAGAAUUAUUCGAGAGCAAAACUAUAUCGGGAGAUCAUUUCUCUGAGCUGGCAAAACUUAUCCAGGGCAAGAAAGAUGAACUAAGAGUCAAAUCAAGAUUUAUUCGUAUUAAGGAAACUCUGUUGACUUAUCAUAUGCUUUUUUAUUUGUAUCCAGUUCUGUUACUAUCCAAAGUGACGGGAAAGUUAUUGCUAGUCUUAAGAUAUUCUUCUCUUGGCUUGCAUGUUCAUGAUUGGUUGGAGAAUAUUAAGUGGAUGUUGGUCACAGUCAUACGUAAUAAGGGUUUUACAUUAAAGACAGGAAAUUACGCAUGGGCGAUAAUAAUAGAUAUAGCUUUAGGAAUAUUUGUUCUAAGAUUGUUGCGAUAUUAUGUCGAGGAUACACUACCAUCACAGUUGCUUUUAAACAAUGCAGAGGCAAGUUUGAAAAUAUAUAAAGUUGUAGAGACUCUAAAGGAUCUGAUCACUUGGUUGAUGGGUGUGCCAGCUGGUUUAAAACUUAAUCAUGCUCUGAAUAAUACAAUGGGCCAAUUCUUCAUGUAUCAUAUAAAACUCUGGUGGACUUUCCUGAUAUUUUCAAAGCCACUUAUGGAUCUUGCAUUCAAAAUAUUACUUUUAUUUGGAAGGCUUGGCAUCACAUUUCAAUUAUCCAUCGCUGCAGAUCUCUUGGCUCUUGUCAGCUUUCAUACAUACUGCAUCUAUGUUUGUGCAGCAAGACUCUUUAACAUUCAGCUGAGAGGUAUCACAGCUCUCUUCAGACUUUUCCUUGGAAAAAAAAAGAAUCCUUUACGUGAAAGAGUAGACUCCUGCCAAUAUCAGACAGAUCAAUUAUUUGUUGGAACUCUGUCAUUCACUAUUCUUGUGUUUUUAAUGCCGACAACAUGGGUGUAUUAUACAGUAUUUACAUUGCUCAGGCUAGUAUCUAUUGGGUUUGAUGGUUUACUGACCAGAUUGAAGUUUUAUUUACAAGUUAUGCCAGUUUAUACCUUCUGGAAAUGGCUGUUGCAUUCUUACAGUACUUGUAAUACAGUUGAUGUUAGAUUGCAUCCUAACCAUCCAAAGAGACCUACUACAUUAUCAAUGACUCUAGUCAUCGCACCUUGGUCUCUUACAUGGAAGAAAUGUAUUCCAGAUACAAUUACUUGUCAUCCAUCCAUUGAAUGGCACACAAUAUUAAAUAAUAUCAUAUGGGGUAAAUUAUUGUACCCAUUAUAAAUAUUUGAUGUCUGUUAAUUAUGUGUUAAUAAAUAGCCA